Triplophysa dalaica is the source of this 822-nucleotide messenger RNA. RefSeq names its product putative nuclease HARBI1. Lineage: Eukaryota; Metazoa; Chordata; Actinopteri; Cypriniformes; Nemacheilidae. Bases 1 to 822 code for a protein of 273 amino acids. The transcript has a single exon. The record is from RefSeq and is a predicted model, not a curated record.
AUGGCAGGUGUUGUCCACCGCCACCACCACUUUGCCAGGAGAGGAUACCAUCAAAGGGUGUAUGUUGAACGUAUCAAGCCACUGGAGCAAUACACCACUGAGGAGCUGUAUGUCCGGUUUCGCUUUGGGAAGGCUGAUAUAGAGUACCUUGUGAAUCUUCUCAGGCCAAAACUUCAACACAGAACCCAAAGGAGUCACGGUCUGUCUGUGGAAGACCAGAUCCUCAUUGCUCUCCGAUUUUAUGCAUGUGGGACUUUUUAUCAAGUUGUUGGUAACUAUAUGGGAGUGGUGAAAUCAGCUGUGUGUGAUGUGGUGAGAGAUGUGUCAAUCGCCAGCCUGGUCAAUGAAUUUGUUUCUUUUCCAAAGGACAACCAGAUUGCCCAGGCCAAGCGCAGGUUUUUUCUUUUGGGGAAUAUGCCCAAUACUAUUGGAGCAAUUGACUGCACACAUGUGCAUAUACAAGCACCUCGUGAGAAUGAAUGGGAGUUUAUAAACAGAAAGGGGAGGCACAGCAUCAAUGUCCAGCUUGUGUGUGAUGCUGACCUCAUCAUCACCAACUGCGUUGUAAAGUGGCCUGGGUCUGUCCAUGAUGCACGCAUCCUGAGGGAGAGCACUCUAUAUAGAGACCUCCAAACCAACCGACCAGAUGGCAUAAUAUUAGGAGACAGUGCCUACCCACUCCUACCAUGGCUGAUGACUCCUUUUCUAACAGCAAAUACACCGGCGCAGGCACGCUUCAACACUGCUCAUUGCAGAGCAAGAUGUGCAAUUGAGCGUUUAAAUGGAGUUCUUAAGAGGAACCACAGAAAGCAUGCAACAUAA